AGUCAUAAGGCAGUUGAGGCAGGUAAAGAAAUCAGAUGUCCUCGUCACGUCUAAGAUACAGCUCUUUUUCUCCAUCUCCAAAAUGAGUCUUAGUUCUGGUCCUGACCUGGUAUCAUAUGCAUUUUUUCAAAUAUGACCCAUUUCCACUUUCUGUCCUUCCUCCUCAUGACAACAGGAGUCUGGGACACAGCAGAGUGCUCAUCAGGUGACGGAAAGAGCUUAUGGUACCGAUCACUGAACCAAAGCGAAUUUUUAUCUGGAACAUUCCCUAAGGGUUUCCUUUGGGGUGUUGGAACUGCAGCGUUCCCAACUGAGGGAUCGUGGGACCAGGACGGGAAAGGACUAUCUAUCUGGGACCAUUUUACUCACCACGCUCUUGGCACAGGGAACAACAUUAGCAACUUGUCAGCCGAUACAGCCAGCGACAGUUAUGUGCUCUGGGAAAAGGACAUUGAGUCACUUCAGUACCUUGGAGUAAAAUUUUACUCAUUCUCAAUAUCAUGGCCACGUAUUUUCCCAGAUGGUGAUGCCACGAGACAACCGAAUCUUGCUGCCGUGGAUCAUUACCGCCACCUGAUUGGCCGGUUAAAAGCACUCGAUUUGGAACCUGUGGUGACCCUGUUUCACUGGGAUUUGCCCCAAAUUUUGCAGGAGGAACUGGGAGGAUGGAAAAAUUAUAAAUUGGUGCAGAUUUUUGCAGACUAUGCUGCAUUUUGUUUUAAAACCUUUGGCCAAGAUGUGCGAUACUGGAUCACUAUACACAACCCAGUCGCGAUUGCAUUUCUGGGCUAUGGUACGGGAAUUCAUGCACCAGGGGUGUCCGGUGACCCUGCUGACCCUUUCAUCGUUGCACAUAACCUCAUCAGGGCUCACGCAACGGCAUGGCACGUUUACGACAAGCACUUCCGUCCCCAUCAGCAUGGCCAAAUCUCCAUCACACUCGGCUCCUAUUGGGUGGAGCCUUUCAAAGCCCAGGCUACACCAGCGAAUGUGGAGCUGUGUCAGCAGUCUGUUGAGGCCAUAAUCGGCUGGUUUGCAGAACCUAUACAUGGAGGUGGUGACUAUCCUUUGUCCCUACGCUCUUCUCAUCCAGCCCUGGUCCCAAAUUUUACACCAGAGGAAAAGCAUUGGGUGCGUGGCACUGCUGAUUUCUUCUCACUAGCAUUUGGGCCUGAUUCGGUACGUGCAGGAAGAGCUUUGGCCCGGUUUGGUCAGACAGGGGCACUGAAUCUGAGAAAAAUUCUGGGCUGGAUUCAGAAGGAGUAUGAGGACCCUCCAGUGCUGGUGGCGGAGAGCAGUUGGUUCUCUGAUGCCUCUGUCGGAGUGGAAGACACAGUGGCCAUUUACCUCAUGAAGAGAUUUAUUAACCAAGUGCUUCAAGCGGUGGUAGUGGACCAUGUGAAGGUUUUUGGCUACACAGCCUGGUCUCUGGUGGAUGGGUUUGAGUGGAACAGUGGCUACAGCAUAAGAAGAGGACUAUUCUACAUCGACUUCAACCAGCCCGAAUACACCAGGGUCCCAAAAUCAACAGCUAAAUACUACAUGCAGAUCAUCCAGGACAACGGCUUUCCUGCUGAUGAGACAGAGGGAGACAUUGAUGGUCAUUUCCCCUGCAAUUUCCAGUUUGGAGUAUCAGACUUUAUCCUGCAGGUCCAUCUACAGCCAUUUUCACCUCAGUUCAAUGAUCCUUUUCUGUAUCGGUGGAACUUCAGUGGCGAUGGCUCCCUUCAUCCUGUCUUAGGAGUAACUCUUCACACUCGUGGCUCCCAGUGCACUGACUUCCUGGCUAUUCAACAUCACAUCCACCUCCUAGAAGCCACAGGGACGUCGCAUUACAGAUUUGCCCUGGAUUGGCCUCGGCUUUUCCCCAAUGGUGACAUCCUGUCUGCGGAUGCAGUAACUGUGCGAUAUUACCACUGCAUGCUAACUGAGCUCCAGAAGAAGGGUAUUGGUGCAGCUGUUACACUUUACCACCCCACCCUCAGGUCACAUACACUGGGCUUACCAAGGGUGCUACAUGCCCAAGGUGGAUGGAUGAAUACGAGUAUAGGCGAUGCAUUUGUUGACUAUGCCACGUAUUGCUUUCAAACAUUUGGGACACUCGUGGAUGUCUGGAUCACUGUGAAUGAACCAAAUCGUCUGAUAGAAGCAUAUAACGUAAGUGCACAAGAAAGAGAUAUGGUAGUGCGCAACGUGUUGAUGGCACAUGCUCGUGCAUGGAAUAUUUACAACGCACGUUUCCGUCAACACCAGGGGGCAAAAAUAAGUUUUGCGCUCCAUGCUGAUUGGGUCGAACCAGCCAAUCCCUUUGUAGACUCUCAUGCCAGUGCUGUCCAACACUUCCUGUUCUUUGAACUUGGACGUUUCCUUGAUCCUAUCCUACAGGACAUAGACUACACUAAUACCAAUAGCUGCCGUGACUGCUUUCAUAUGCCACACUUUUCGGAGUGUGAGAAGUCUGAGCUUAAAGGAGCCAUAGAUUUUAUUGCUCUCAAUCACUUCACAACUCGUCUGGUUUACCCGAAACUGAAACGAGACCUCCAACCUAGUUCAUCUGUCCAUGAUUACAGCUGCUCGUUCAUGACAGAUCCAACUUGGAUGUCCUCUUAUAAGGGACAAGCUGUUGUGCCCUGGGGGCUCCGCCGAGUCCUGAGGUGGGUGAAGGGUCGCUAUGGUAACAGUCAUCCUGUUAUUAUCACAGCCACAGGAAUUGAUGAUCAGGCAUCCCAUAAUGACCACCUAAGGCAGCGAUACAUAAAGACCUACAUGCAGGAAGCGUUAAAGGCUCGUGUCCUUGAUGGAGUUGAUGUGCGUGGUUUUUAUGUUUGGAAGCUGCAAGACACACUCCAUCACACUCCAGAUUUCGGAUUCUUCCUCUCCCCCCACCAUCACUCCCGUCCCAAAGCCUCGGUCACCAUUUACCGCCAACUCAUCUCUCAGAGUGGACUUCCCUCCAUCUCCGGUCCUGUGACCUCACUUUGCGAGACAAAAGUGAGCGAGUCGGAGUGCUGGAUCUGUCAGAACAAACCGUUGCUCUUCUUUGGCAUGUGUGUCAUGGUCAGUGUGUCUGUGCUAGCCGGUGUCAUGGUUACAGGCAUGAUGAGGAGGAGCAGGAGGAAGAGGAGAAUGAAGACAAGGAAGAGGAAGAUGGGCCAAGCCAUGAGAAGGGUGGGGUACAGAGUCUGACGAUCUUUCUCUGUUGUUGAAACCUUCUUUCCUGUCAAUCACAAUUGGAGUUUAACAACAAAAAGAAAAGAAAGAAAGAAAGAAAGAAAGAAAGAAAGAAAGAAAGAAAGAAAGAAAGAAAGAAAGAAAGAAAGAAAGAAAGAAAGAAAUUUAGCCUAAGUCUAAAUCCAGCCAAGACAUGUUUGGUGACUUUGCUGUGAUUUUUAAUCACAAUGUGCAGGCUGGGUUCCCUUUAAAGUCUGGUUGCUCUAAAGUUUCUUCAUCUUAAUGUUGUCUCAGGAAGUUUUUCUUUGCCUCUGGCUUGCACAUUAGACAUUCUGAUUUGUGUAAAGCUGCUUUGUGAAAGCUGUGUACAUAAUCGUGUGCUGUGUCAGUACCUACUGCAUUUCAGUUGCUAAAGUCUAUUGUUUAAAGCUUGUUGAAUUUAGCUUAACUGAAGACAGGAAAACUUCCCAGACCAUGCAUGUCUUCAGCUGAUUCAGUACAUUUAGUGUAAAGUGCAUAAAAUUUCAUUCAUCAAAUGGUUUCACAAAUGAAAGACUCAUGUUUAUCCUGCAUUUGUUGCCACCAGAAUUACUCAAAAACAGAUUUACUAAUGAAUGUAUAACAGCCUAAUGCAUCAUUUUUGAAAAAUCUGUUUGGUAUAACAAAGGUUCUGUCCAAGAUCAAGUCAAAUAUGAAUAAUGAUCUUGACUUUUCAAAUGUAAAUAAUGAUCUUGAAUUUCCACAUUUGCUUAUAUUAUAUAUUUAGUUAAAGCUGCAGUUUUGAAGAUGCUCUGAUCCAGUGGUCUAGCCAUCACAAUUUGGUCCUUCAUCAAACUCGCUCAAAUCCUUACGCUUGUCCAUUUUUCCUGCUUCUAACACAUCAACUUUGAUGACAAAAUGUUCACUUCCUGCUUAAUAUAUCGCGCCCACUAACAGGUGUCAUAAUGAUCAUCAGUGUUACUCACUUUAUUUCACUUCACUUUAUAAUGUAAUGCCUGAUUGAUCUAUGUUAAAAAAUUGAUUUGUGAGUACUGAGAUGUUGAACUGUAAAUACUGUAUAAAUAUAUGUUGUGAUUACAGUAUGA
Molecule: messenger RNA, 4256 nt
Organism: Hemibagrus wyckioides
Lineage: Eukaryota; Metazoa; Chordata; Actinopteri; Siluriformes; Bagridae
Gene: klb
Product: klotho beta
Exons: 5
Coding region: 133-3186 (1017 amino acids)
Biological process (GO): carbohydrate metabolic process; fibroblast growth factor receptor signaling pathway
Molecular function (GO): hydrolase activity, hydrolyzing O-glycosyl compounds; fibroblast growth factor receptor binding; fibroblast growth factor binding
Source: RefSeq, a predicted model, not a curated record